UCAUCGACAUGAGCUCCCCUGAUUCUUUACUAUCAGUUUGCAUUUCUGCUCUUCACUAUCGACUUGCUUCCUAGAUCUUUGCCAUCGGCUUCCUCUGUUCGCGUCGCUAUUUCGCAUCUGGAUGUGGGAGAUCGCUGGGUUCACUCCCUUGUUUGGCCGUUCUUUACCUCUUCUCUACUUCGUGGCUGACAGUGAUGCGUGGUGCGUCAUCUUGAACUUCUCUUCCUCCUCAGUUAUAGGCGUGAGUGCAGCGAAUUCAUUCUUCCUCCUUUCCUAUUCUACUAUAAUUGAUUUAAGAACACUGGUUGCUAAUGGAAGUUCAGUUAGCCUUUGGCGUGCCAUGGUACAUCUAGCUAGCAGGGUGUUUAUAAGAGGUGCUAGCCCCAUGCGAUGGCUAACACACGUGGAACAAAGGGAUGGUUAUUCGUGAGCAUCAUACUCAUAUUUGUUUCGUGGUUUCAAGCCACAUUUGAUUAACAUUACCCUCAUGGACUGUGUGUCCACAUUUGUUUCGUGGCUUUGGCUGUGUUUGGUUAUUUAUCCUCGUGGAUUGUGUGUCCACAUUUGUUUUUAUGGCAUAAGCCGCAUUUGGUUAUUUACCCUCGUGGACUGUGCGUCCACAUCUGUUAAUUGUUUUGAUAAGUCCCUAUAAUUAUGAAUUCAAUUAUUUGAUGAUUUUAUAUUCCAUUGAUUUUUUUUCAAUAA
Molecule: messenger RNA, 705 nt
Organism: Prosopis cineraria
Lineage: Eukaryota; Viridiplantae; Streptophyta; Magnoliopsida; Fabales; Fabaceae
Exons: 3
Coding region: 122-430 (102 amino acids)
Source: RefSeq, a predicted model, not a curated record